AACAGCAUUGACGGAGCAAAAGUAACUGACACAAGCUGUACAAAGGGCCAUUACAAGAGAAUGCAUAUAAUGGGCUUUAUAUUUGGGAUUAUACUGACGUGCUUACUGGCAAAUGGAGUCCGAAGUCAAAACCUAAUCUUGAAUGGCGAAAGAAGUUUUACAACGAGCUGCGGGAACAGCUCAUUAUUGAUCAACGCCUGGCGCUAUGGAGGGGUGUGUCAAGAACUCCUUGAGGUCUGGUAUGAAGACUCAGUCAGACCGUCCUUCAGCUUUACGAACCAAAGACGACCUUUGGAGUACCAGGAUCUUGCCACACGUUAUUUUUGGGGCAAAAUUUGCAAGUGGGGGCACACCGUAGGAGAAUGUUACGACAGCCUCCUUCCCCAGUGUGAGGCCGGUAUUGGGACUGAGCUUCUCAACAACCCCAGUUUCAUCCCUCUAAAGAGAUCACGCUGUUUUACUGAGGGGAGACCGCGUUGGUCAUCGUUACAGGCUUUCUACCGCAGAACGUGCCAAGGCACAACAGUUAAACCCGACAUUCAACAAAGUCUGGACGACGUCAGCUUUGAUAAUACCACAAUGUGUCUCAACAGUACACAUCAAAUAGAGUUGUUCCGAUGCAUGGAUAUACUGAAUGACGAAAUUCAAUUCCACUCCGAACGACAGUACCAGGCGUCCGAUGUUUUCCGGAAGUCCAUCAACAGGUUUGCUACUGCUGCCGUCAACUGCAUGUUCAGCUCUAUAAACCGCUCCCCAUGUAACCAAGCAACGAAGAACGUGAUGUAUCUCGUUGCUAAGCUACAACUGCCCAGUUUUAUCGACGAAACAGAAUUGGAAUUGGAUGAAACAACCACAGCCGACUUUUCUUCUAUUAUCCGCUGUACAGUCGGGGUCUACGGAGAUCCCCAUUUAAAACUGUGCGAGUUCGAUGGUUUAGUCACGUGUUCUGCACAGGGACAGCAAACCUACAUCAAGAACGAUUGGUUCACCGUGACAGGAAAUAACGUCAGAGUUGGAGUCCGGUCCAACAACCCACCUAUUACAUCUAUGAGAUCGGUCGAAAUCACUUUCCACUCUCUGGACUCUGGUGAGACUGUGGCCACGUACUCUGGAUCCAAUGCCAACUUACCGACGGUGUUUGACAACACAAACAUGACAUCUCUGGGUGAAGGGAAUGACAAAGUGACGUUGAGCCUGAACAAUUACCGUCAGGUAAUGUUUGUCCAAGAAUCCACCGGUAUGGUCCUCAACCUACGACAGUGGUCUGGUAAUUAUUUCUUCACGUUGAGGGUGGCCCAGAAUGUCAUCAAAAAGUCCCACGGUUUACUGGUUACUGGUUGUCCAGAGUCGGAGACAAUAAGCAGAUCUUCUCUGUUCCGGCGCCCGAUGCUAACGAGGCGGAAGCGAGCCACAGAGGAUGAGUGCGAGAAUGCGUGUAACGCUACAGUGACUGACCCCUACUUCCGGCAGACCUGCAAGUUUGACUGCUAUGCCAUGGACGACAUUGACGCUGGCACAAACAUGACUGCGUCCGCUGAAGAGGACAUCAGGAUAGUACUUGAGAUGGAUGAGGAGAUCAUCGCUAAGGCCAUCACUCCCAAACCCACAACGCCAGCGAAAACAACACCAGCGCCAAAAACCACGACAGCCAAGGACUCGGCACCACAUAGCCACGUGUCUUACAGUGUUCUUUUGACGGCCAUUUUGGGAUUCGUUGCCCUUAAAGUUUUUGGAGUAACAAAGUAAUCCCCUAUUCCUCAUAUUGCCACACAGAGGUACCUCGUUGAUUUUGGCAGCGUUAAGUUGUUAAAGUGAAUAUAAAUUCAACCCUUAAGUCUGAAAUGAUUCACAAAAGACUUUUCGAAAAAUGUUUAAAGAAUUCUACAUUGCUGGUCAACAGAAUAAAUAGCAUACUGGAUCGUAACUACCUACCACUCAUUUCGUUAAGCCAUUCUGCCAUGUUAGCUAUCUGGUGUGACGUCACAUAGGAGCUCUCCUGUACCAUCGAUAUUUAAUGAGGUUUUGCGGUUCUGAAAAUACCUAUACGUGAUGAGGCAAGAAAAUUUGACGGAAGGACAUUCAAAUAAAAACACGGUUUGGCAGUAUGUCCUAGCGCAAUUAAUAGUCCUUUUCGUCCUACUGGAGUCAGCAUUAUCAUAUCACCAGUGGUGAAUUUCAUCUCCUCGGUUUUCAAACGUUAUUGAAUUUGGAAAAAAAAGAAUUUGCGUCGAUACCUGCGGGCUACUUCUUUUUUUCCCUAUGUAUAUACAGUGGCAGACUUUAUGUUUACUUUAACGAUCUCAAUUAAAGAUAUUUGCAUUUGUUAAUGAUACCAUCCAUUAUGAGACCUGUGCUUAUAUCUGCAAAACUUUUCUGUGUGAACUGUCGUCAGUAUAAUCCUGUUCCCGCUAGGCUGGCUGAGACUGGCUGUGAUUGGAACGAAAGGGGAGAUCACUCUCGUGGAACAAAGUUUCCACUGGAGACAACUUCUGCUAUCUCCUCCUAUGGCGUGCAUGCUUGUCAAAUUAGUGCAAAUUGUGUGCUGAGGACAAAUGGCAAUGCAGUCAUAAUGUUCAACGCUAUGAAGUUAAAUAAAUGAACUGAACUAUAACUGUCCACCUUCUCUAGGUGUCUCUUGUGUACAUAAAAGUAACAGAUCCUUUCAGAUUCACUGAUUUAUCCAACCGAAAUGACGCCUUAUGGCUGAUAGCGAACGGUUGUUAUAUUAGUUUUCAUUUAUUUUGUAUAUUCUGUCAUUUCUUAAUUGCUCAACGAAACAGUUCAGAUAUUUAUGUCGGUGCAAUUCUUUAUAAAUCUUAUAACGUUUUUAAAAUCUUUAAUAUGUUUCAAGCUUUAGAAUGAAACACAUGGUAUAUCUGAAUUUAACAUUUUAGCCCGUUUACUUUCGUAAUUUUGUAUAUUUUAAAAGUUUAAUAUCGUCAUUUCGCUCACAUGAAUAUGUAAGUGCAAUUUCCUUGAUAUUCUUUGAUCUAAAUGUUGGUUAAAGUUUCAUGCAAUAAAACUACUGAUAU
Liolophura sinensis is the source of this 3032-nucleotide messenger RNA. RefSeq lists its product as uncharacterized. Gene Ontology annotation, biological process: BMP signaling pathway. The transcript has 10 exons. NCBI's taxonomy places the organism in Eukaryota, Metazoa, Mollusca, Polyplacophora, Chitonida, Chitonidae. The record is from RefSeq and is a predicted model, not a curated record. Gene Ontology annotation, molecular function: coreceptor activity. Gene Ontology annotation, cellular component: plasma membrane. The coding region runs from base 61 to 1746 and encodes 561 amino acids.